Salvelinus fontinalis (brook trout) is the source of this 5262-nucleotide messenger RNA. Its product is annotated as netrin-G1-like. Gene Ontology annotation, molecular function: cell-cell adhesion mediator activity. The record is from RefSeq and is a predicted model, not a curated record. NCBI's taxonomy places the organism in Eukaryota, Metazoa, Chordata, Actinopteri, Salmoniformes, Salmonidae. The transcript is spliced from 6 exons. The coding region runs from base 433 to 1869 and encodes 478 amino acids.
CAUCUUCUCUCUGUCCAUCUUCUAUCUCUCUUUCUCUUAUCUUUCUGCCCAUCUUCUCUCUGUCCAUCUUCUAUCUGUCUUUCUCUUAUCUUUCUGCCCAUCUUCUCUCUGUCUAUCUUCUCUCCAUCCAUAUUCUCUCUGUCCAUCUUCUCUUUCUGUCCAUCUUCUCUUUCUGCCCAUCUUCUCUCUGUCCAUCUUCUCUCCGUCCAUCUUCUUUCUGUCAAUCUUCUCUUUCUGCCCAUCUUCUCUCUGUCCAUCUUCUCUCUCCGUCCAUCUUCUCUCUGUCCAUCUUCUCUUUCGGUCCAUCUUCUCUCUGUCCAUCUUCUCUCUCUGUCCAUCUUCUUUCAGUCCAUCUUCUCUUUGUGUGAGUACAAAGGGACAGUAAAAACCUGCCACUUUGUCACGAUAGGACGGACAAAAGAGAAACCUGCGAUGCGUUUUCCGGAGAUUUUGACACUGCAGGCGGUGUGUGUGUGUGUAAGUGUGUGCGUGAGUGUGUGUGUGGCCAUGCAGCAAUACCCAGCUGCUUGGUCCCACUAUGAUGUGUGUAAGAGUCGCAUCUACACAGAGGAAGGGUUAACGUGGGACUACAUGGCCUGUCAACCAGAAGCUACAGUCAUGACCAAGUACCUGACCGUCAGCCUGGACCCGCCCAAUAUCACCUGCGGAGACCCACCUGAGACAUACUGCACACUGGAAAACCCUUACAUGUGCAACAACGAGUGUGACGCCUCCACAGAUGAACUAGCCCAUCCUCCGGAGCUCAUGUUCGACUUCGAGGGCCGCAACCCCACAACCUUCUGGCAAUCCAGUUCGUGGAAUACGUUCCCCAAACCCCUGGAGGUCAACAUCACACUGUCCUGGAACAAAACUAUCGAGCUGACGGACGACAUCAUCCUCACCUUCGAGUCCGGCCGCCCUGAGCAGAUGCUUCUGGAGAAAUCGUUAGACUAUGGUAAAACCUGGACCCCUUACCAGUUCUACGCUACCGACUGCCUCGACGCCUUCACCAUGGAGCCCAAGACGGUUAACGAGCUGACACAGCGAACCCUCCUCGACAUCAUCUGCACCGAGGACUACUCCCGAGGCUACGUGUGGAAGUACGAUAAAACCGUCCGUUUCGAGAUCAAGGAUCGGUUCGCGCUGUUCGCCGGACCGCGGCUGCACAACAUGGCAUCGCUGUACGGUCAACUGGACACCACCAGGAAUCUGCGGGACUUCUUCACGGUGACGGAUCUGAGGAUACGGCUGCUGAAACCGGCCACCGGGGCCACCGUGGUGGAUGAGAACAACCUGUCCAGAUACUUCUACGCCAUCUCUGACAUCAAGGUGCAGGGCAGAUGUAAGUGUAACCUGCACUCCAACAGCUGUGUGUUUGACAAGGACAAGGGGAAGCUGGGAUGUGAGUGUGAACACAACACAACAGGACCGGACUGCGGUCGCUGUAAGAGACACUACCACGGACGACCCUGGAGUGUCGGGUCCUACCUGCCCAUUCCCAGAGGAACUGCUAACAUCUGUAUCCAUAGCAGUCAUGUACCAGUGCAUCGAGCUAAUGCUUCAUCUCUAGGUGUUGCAAACCGUAAUCAAGCUCAUGUGUGUGACAACGCCAUGCUUCUCUGUCAGAACGGGGGAACGUGCCACCACCAUCAACGGUGCCACUGUGCUCCAGGUUUCAAAGGCGUCUUGUGUGAGAGGACCCAAUGCCAGGUCCUCGGGCACUGCGAGGAGUACCCCACUGCUGGGCAGCCAUCCCUCCACCACCCUCUCUUCUUUCACUACCUCCAUCUCCUCUACCCUCUCCUCCUGGGCCCUGCAGGUCUGCUCCUCUCCCUACUGCUCCCCCUGGUGGUGAUAUGGUUCUGCUAAGAAUUGUUGUAUUCAUUACAACUGGCCAGUGAACUUUCAACUUGGAACUGAAGAGGUCCACUUGGCCAUUUGUCAGCCAUGUUGUCAUUCUGAAGGACAGCAGGGCAGGAAGUACAUUCUGGGACAACAGAAAGACAGCUCAGAUCAGAUCUACAGAAAAAGGGAAAGAAAUUCAGCCCUGAAGGACAUGGGAUCAAGCAGGGACACUAAACAGGAUAUUACGUGCCCUGGUUCGAGGUAUAAAUAAGGAACUUUUAUUUAAUGUCAAAAGUCACCGCAAGGACUGCAAGGAUGAGAGUAGAAGUGCAAUAUUUUGUUGGCUGAUAAACUGAAUGGGUAACAAAUAAAUGCUGGAUACGUUUGGUCAGAGAGAGACACAGACAGACAGACAGACAGACAGACAGACAGACAGACAGACAGACAGACAGACAGACAGACAGACAGACAGACAGACAGACAGACUGGUUAAAAAGUCAACUUAGGGAGCUUAGACACGGGCUGUGGUAAAUGGCAAUUGAACCAUGAGAAAAUCUGCAUACCGUCUGUAGAGACCAGCGAUCCCGGUUGUUGUCAGCUCCGAAUGUUGUCAUUAAAACACUGUUUGAUUGGUUGACAAGAUGAACGAUGCUCAUUGGUCAACUAUGUGCACCGACCGCUCAAAACUUCAACUAAUUUAAUAUUUUGGUGCCUUGAGCUCCAAGCCAGAGCGGAGCUGCUCACGGAGCAAGCACCACGAACCGCGUCGCUUACAAAUAAAACAUUAGUAUUUUGCCGCCCGCCACCGUACUCCCAUUGAAGUUUAUGAGACCGUCGCCGCUUACCGUGGCCCGUCUGUAAACGCCUUUACAGUACAAUCUACAACCUACAAUCUCACUAUGGCCCUGUCCCAAAUGGCACCCUAUUCCCUAUAUAGUGCACCCUAUUCCCUAUAUAGUGCACCCUAUUCCCUAUAUAGUGCACCCUAUUCCCUAUAUAGUGCACCCUAUUCCCUAUAUAGUGCACCCAAUUUCCAAUAUAGUGCACCCAAUGGGUUCUGGUCAACAGUAGUAGACUGUAUAAGGAAUAUGGGUGCCAUUUAAAGGGAUAGUACACCCAAAUUACAAAAUGACACAUUGGCUAUCUUAUCUUGUAACCAGUCUAUGGACAUGUUAUGACAGAAAUCCAUGCUUUGGUUUUAAUUCCCUGGCACUGUUUCCAAAUGCUAAGGUUUUAUCACGUGGCACAAAUUAUUAUUUUUAUUUUAUCAGGCUAGUCAGUUAAGAACAAAUUCUUAUUUACAAUGACGGUCUACCCCUGCCAAACCUGGACGACGCUGGGGCCAAUUGUGUGCCGCCCUAUGGGACUCCCAAUCACGGCCGGAUGUGAUACAGCCUGGAUUCAAAACAGGGACUGUAGCGACACCUCUUGCACUGAGAUGCAAUGCCUUAGACCACGGCGCCACUCGGGAGCCCAAAUACCAUGUAGGUCCUGGUACCGAUACUAGCAUUUUUCACGCAUGUUUAAAUCAUCUCAAAUUGAUUUUUGAAGCUCAACAAAGUUACGUAUAGAUGAUAUGAACAUGAUGCUUGAAAAAUGCUAACAUCAGUAUUAGGACUUGUAAGGAUUUGUGCCUAAAAUGUUAAAACAUAAAUAGCAUUUGGAAACUAAACAAAUGCAUAGAUUUCUGUCAAACCUUGUCCUCAGACUUGUCCUCAGACUGCUUACAGAGUAAGAAAACCAUUAUGGAAUUUUGGAAUUUUGGUGAAUUAUCAGUUAAAGACACAUCUAAUGACAACAGAUGUUGGUAUACCAAUGUGUGACCUAGAAACAAUGUUGACAAUUUUCUCAUUCUUCGGGAACAGAUGAAUAGUCUUCACAGAGGUUAUGCCACUUAAUGUGGGCCAACCAAACUGUAGAAAACAAAACAAAAACUGAAAUCUCUCUGGAUCUGUCAUCUGCAUUACAAAGUGGUUGAGAAGUCACUCUUAGUAAAUAUUCCCCUUUCCUUCUUUCCUCCCUCCUGGUUACCUUCCCUUACCUCCUUCCCGUACUUCUAUUCCUCCUACCUGUGCUUUAGUGUCUAGUGAUUUUCUUUGGCUGCUUAAAAAGGCCAUUUUUUUGUUUUGUCAAAUGCUGCACAAGUGUUAUGAUCCAAGCUAAACUCCUUGACUACCGGUUGACUCGGAGACGAAAACCAUUGUAAUUUUUUUGCCGGCUUCGUAGUCAUGGAAACGCUUGUUGAGCUCACCUGUGUUGGAUAAAGAUGAUGUAUUGUAUUGUAGCUGUAUUUAAUGUUUGUACAAAACAAAAAGAUAUUUUCAUGAUUUUAAAAGUAAAUGAAAAAUAUGUAUUACUUUACAUUUUUGUAUCGUUGCUGGGCAGCUUGGGGUGGCAUCCUGAAGAUGUCUUCGACUCAGAAUGCAUAAAGAAAUAGUUUUAUUUUUCCUGAUAUUGUGGUUGAGACCUGCUGACAUACUGUAUGGAAAACUGUUUACAGACACACAGACAUACUGUACAGCUGCACCAAAGGGAAAUCCAGGUGUUUUCUAUUGCUUUACAGACUUCAGCAGAACACAUCAUCCAAGUACAUAAUAAUAACAUUACAAUUCAGUCAGACAAGACAUUAUAUUGUUACUCUUACAAAACCUCACUUUAGACAGUCAUAGCCUGCCCUGCUGUGUGUAAAUUCCCCAAGAUUACAGCAACAAAUCCAGGUGUCUUAUUGAUGUCAACAACAGAAAAGAUUUUCUGAGUAUAAUAUAAAACUGUUUACUUCAAAAGUGUUGCUAAACUAACUCUAUUCUACCAGUGGUGUCCCUUCUUACAUUCAUGAUGCAGCAGGUCCUCUAGAUCUCAAACCCAUUCCCCGCCGUGUGGAAAUGUACCAACGGGCUCCGAAUGAGAUUGCAUGACACUAAUUGACGGUAAUCCAGGUGAGAUUGGUAGUUGAUAUAAUCCAUGAAACCGAUGAAGAAAGGAAGAAGUUCCGUUAAGCUCAUCUCUUUUCUGCUGGUGUUGUGACUCUGCGUAUUCAUGAGAGGGGGAAAUUAGCCUAGCUGUAAUCCACGGUGGACGAAUAGGAAUUAAGUCACUCCUGGUGGGUUACAUAUUGCAUCUUGAGCCGAUUAGUUUCGGCAGACUGAUUGUCUUUACUAUGAUAAAAUUAUAUAUUUAAUAGGUGAUUCUUUAUGUUCUACUAUUGUACAUUUUCCAGAGUUUUAUGCAUCUGGGCCCAUACAUUAUAGUUGUCAGUGGUGUCAUGGACUGACAGUCGUGUCCUAUCUGUUUAGUAGUGUUGAAGGUUCCAUUUUACAAAAUGGCUGCCCAGAAAAUGGAGUAGCACACCAAGUACAAGUUCUGGUAGGAUUACAAGGCUGAGUAAUCAAAUCAAAUAAAAAAUGUAUUUUGUCAACA